Saccostrea cuccullata (small rock oyster) is the source of this 618-nucleotide messenger RNA. RefSeq names its product transcription intermediary factor 1-beta-like. NCBI's taxonomy places the organism in Eukaryota, Metazoa, Mollusca, Bivalvia, Ostreida, Ostreidae. The record is from RefSeq and is a predicted model, not a curated record. The transcript has a single exon. The annotation marks the transcript as partial. Gene Ontology annotation, molecular function: zinc ion binding.
AUGGCAGCCAGAACACCAAAAUAUCCACUGGGCUCUCCUCAAGAGCAUAUUGAAAUGUGUAAAACCCACGAUUUACCUAUUGAUGUUAUAUGUGAGGACUGUGAUGAAUUUAUUUGUGGUAAAUGUGCUAAAACAGAUCAUAAGGAGCAUGAAUGGAGCACUCUACCCACGGCAGCCACCCAAAGGAGGAGGGGUUUACUUAAGUUUCUGAAGAAGAUCAAGGAAAAGAAUCUGCAUGGGAUAAAUGAAAAAAUCGAGAAAGUGUCAAAUCAGAUCACAGAAAAUAAAGAACUGUGUGACACUCAGAUUAAAAAACUUCAGAGGCAUGUUGAUGAGAUAAUGGCCAGGUUGACAGAAAUCAGGGAAAAUAAUGAACGAAGAUUAACAGAGGAUUUGGAGGAAAAAAAUAAAAAGUUGAACAGUGUGAAAUCUGAGCUAAACAAAAGGAAGAAAGAAAUAGAAGAGAUGGUAAUGUUUAUGGAGGAUAACAACAGCACCAUGUCUGAUUAUGGCUUCCUUGACAAUCACAGGGAACUUAUGGCACGCCGAUUGGUUCAAAAUUAUUUUCUGCACAACGAUCACGAUUUUAUACACGAGCUAGAAGAAAAAUAUACACGA